GUCAUGUGAUCAGCUGUGUCCAAUCACAGCUGAUCACAUGGGACAUGUACACUGAUCAUCAGGGCACUGAUGAUCAGUGUGCCCUAAUGAUCAGUGUGGCCAGAGAAGUGCCACCUGUCAGUGCUCAUCAGUGCCAGUGCCCAUCAGUGCCACAUCAAUGCCACAUAUCAGUGCAUACCAGUGCACAUCAAUGCCACAUAUCAGUGCCCAUCUGAGCAGUCUUUCAAUGUCACCCAUCAGUGCCAGUCAGUGCUACCUAUCAAUGCCAAUCAGUGCUGCCAAUCAGUGUAACCUAUCAGUGCCAGUCAGUGCCGCCUAUCAGUG
This is a messenger RNA of Staurois parvus, 324 nucleotides long. Lineage: Eukaryota; Metazoa; Chordata; Amphibia; Anura; Ranidae. The record is from the annotation of a GenBank genome assembly.